Cadophora gregata is the source of this 927-nucleotide messenger RNA. It is a transcript of the gene GLO2, whose product is annotated as Cytoplasmic glyoxalase II. The record is from RefSeq and is a predicted model, not a curated record. Lineage: Eukaryota; Fungi; Ascomycota; Leotiomycetes; Helotiales; Ploettnerulaceae. Bases 1 to 927 code for a protein of 308 amino acids. Gene Ontology annotation, molecular function: hydroxyacylglutathione hydrolase activity. The transcript is spliced from 11 exons.
AUGACGAAUUCAAAGGAGACUCUUCACCACCACAUUCUCCGUUACAAUCAAAUGAGCCUGUCAAGAUUCUCGAGAUCUAUAAUCCCUCGUCCUUUAAGUUCACUAACUGCUGGUUUUGUUUUGAUCCGCGCAAUGCAUAUCCAGUCGAUUCCGAUGUGGACUGGUAGUAAUGACAACUACGCCUACCUAGUAAUUGACGACAAGAGCAAAGAUGCUGUCAUUAUUGACCCCGCCAAUCCAGACGAGGUGGCACCAGUCUUGAAAGAGCAAAUCAGUUCUGGGAAGAUCAACUUGACGGCAAUUGUCAACACACAUCAUCAUUGGGACCAUGCUGGUGGGAACAAGAAACUGAUGGCCCAUUCUGAGUUCAAGGGCAAGCCUGUUAUCGGCGGCAAGGAUUGUGAGGGUGUAACACAGACUCCAAAGAAUGGCGAAGGUUUCAAGAUUGGGGACAUCGCAGUCAAGGCUCUCUACACCCCAUGUCAUACACAAGAUAGCAUCUGCUGGUUUAUGGAGGAUAGCACCGGAAAGGUUGUUUUCACUGGAGAUACCCUUUUCCAUGGUGGCUGUGGCAGAUUUUUUGAAGGUACUCCGGAGGAAAUGAACACCGCAUUGAACAAGACCCUUGCGGCAGUUCCAGACGAUACGAAAGUCUAUCCUGGCCAUGAGUAUACCAAAGCCAAUGUGAAAUUCGCAAUGUCGGUUCUGCAGAGUGAGCCAGUGAAGAAGUUGCAUGCGUUUGCAGAAAACAACAAGGAGACACAAGGCAAAUUUACGAUAGGUGAUGAGAAGAAACACAAUGUCUUCAUGAGAAUGGAUGAUCCCGAGAUACAAAAGGCUACGGGAAAGAAAGAUCCCGUGGAGGUUAUGGCCAAACUUCGAGAGAUGAAGAAUAACUUCAAGCCACCGAUUGAGUCAAAAAUAUGA